Ostrinia furnacalis (Asian corn borer) is the source of this 870-nucleotide messenger RNA. It is a transcript of the gene Hlh54f, whose product is annotated as basic helix-loop-helix type transcription factor HLH54F. Lineage: Eukaryota; Metazoa; Arthropoda; Insecta; Lepidoptera; Crambidae. The transcript is spliced from 4 exons. Gene Ontology annotation, molecular function: protein dimerization activity; DNA-binding transcription factor activity, RNA polymerase II-specific; RNA polymerase II transcription regulatory region sequence-specific DNA binding. Gene Ontology annotation, biological process: regulation of transcription by RNA polymerase II; developmental process. The coding region runs from base 152 to 793 and encodes 213 amino acids. The record is from RefSeq and is a predicted model, not a curated record.
UUGCGCGUGCGCACCUCAAAUGUUAAAAGCCAAGUGCAAAGACAACAGCUCUCAUGAAUCCUUGCGGCAAUUCUAAAUUUAAAAUGUUUAAAAAUCAAUAAAAUGUUCUAGUGGUGUGCUUUAGUUUUAAAAUUGUGUGGUGUGUGCAAUAAUGCCUAGGAAACGAGUUAAUAAAUCGCCGCCGGUGGAAAAGCGCUCGGACGACGCCGACGACGAUGACUUUUUUUUCGAUGAUACGCAGUCCAAUUCAGGUCGAAAUUCGCAAGAACCUCAACACAGAAACGCAGCCAACGCACGCGAACGGGCCAGGAUGAGAGUUCUCUCAAAAGCAUUUUGCAGGCUAAAGACGACUCUCCCGUGGGUGCCAGCAGACACCAAGCUGUCUAAGUUAGACACCCUACGACUGGCUGCGUCCUACAUCGCGCACCUCCGCGCCUUGCUGCACGAGCCGAGAUCUGCGCACACGCCACCGCACCCGCUUAGUUUGGCAUGGCCGUUUGCGUUCCAACAUGGCGGGUCGCUCAGCUGUUCCAUAUCUCAGCGAUGGAAUAUUAACUCCCAGAGCAACGAGUCAACCAACUCCCGCGCAGCUACCGUAAGGAACGAUGCGCAGAACAGUUGCCAUGACAACUACAACCAGGAAUACUCUGAAAACGACUAUGAGCAUCGGUGCUACGACGAUACAGCGAACGAAGCAGCCAACGCGCCUAUGCAGUACUGCGAAUACGGAUACAAAGAUAGUUAUUACGAAAUGAGGUCGUAUUCUUCUGAAAACUUAAUGAAUAAUGUAUGAAAAUAUUAGAUAAUUGAGACUUUUGAAUGAAACGUCUGGAAAUGAAAUGGAACCUCCAAAUUAUACAGAUUUAUUUA